Mizuhopecten yessoensis (Yesso scallop) is the source of this 7466-nucleotide messenger RNA. RefSeq names its product glutamate [NMDA] receptor subunit 1-like. The record is from RefSeq and is a predicted model, not a curated record. The transcript is spliced from 18 exons. Lineage: Eukaryota; Metazoa; Mollusca; Bivalvia; Pectinida; Pectinidae. Gene Ontology annotation, molecular function: NMDA glutamate receptor activity. The coding region runs from base 453 to 3152 and encodes 899 amino acids. Gene Ontology annotation, cellular component: synapse; neuron projection; NMDA selective glutamate receptor complex. Gene Ontology annotation, biological process: chemical synaptic transmission; ionotropic glutamate receptor signaling pathway; monoatomic ion transport.
GCGUCUUCUGUAAAAGCCUCUGCAGACUCGUUUUUAUAAUGCUGACAGUCGCCGUUUUGCUCUGCUAAAAAGGAUGUUUCUGAAAGCCUCUGACGACGUUUUAAACACGCUAACAGUCACCGCUGUACAUGACCCAGGAGACAGCGCUCGUGUCACGACGUCCACCAUUGAUUUUCCAUCAAUCAUACAGAGUUAGCUCCCAUUUCCAGCAGCCGCAGCAGCACAAUAAUAAAUGUCACGUGACAUUCGCCGUGUUUUUUACAAUAUUUCCUGUCGACUUCAUAUCGAUUUUUAGGCGAGGUAAUGUGAAGAUAUUUGGAUUAAUCCCGGGGUGUCGUGAGGGAAUGUGAUAAACCCCAGCGUCCGGACCCAGGGAGCCACCAGUACCCACCACGAUAUUCCAUUGUGAAGUUACUAAAUCUGUAGUGGUGAGACACCCAGGAUCUGUUACCAUGGAGAUUCAGGGUACUUGGAAGGUGUUCCUCCUCUUGCUAUUUGUAAUCCAGUCCUUUGCUAACCCACGCAUUGUCAGGAUUGGUGCUAUCCUUAGCUCUCCACAAAACCAACAAAUUUUUCAGGAGGCCGUGCGCAACUUAAACAACCAUUCUGAAGUUUCCAAGAUUAUUCGUUUUGAGUUCACCUCCAUUCUGAUGGACCCAAACAGGAUCCGUUCUGCCCUCAAACUUUGUGAUGAGCUGGUGAAAAAGGCAGUCCACAUUGUGAUCGUGAGUCACCCACCUGAUGACGUCGACCAGGCACCCAUCUCAGUGUCAUACACGUGUGGCUUCUACAAUAUCCCCGUCAUUGGGAUCUCAACUAGAGAUAGCUCAUUCUCAGACAAGAAUGUACACCCCACGUUCCUGAGGACAGUCCCACCAUACUUCCACCAGGCCGACGCUUGGCUGGAGAUGUUGACCCAUUUUGCAUGGAAACAGGUCAUCUUCAUUCACAGUAUGGACGAGGAGGGACGUAUGAUCCUGAGUCGCUUCAAAUGGCUGGCUGAAAAGGAGGACAUUAUGCUAGAAAAGGUGUACAAGUACCCAUCUGGUAUAAAGAAAUUCACAUCAAUCUUGAAGUCCUUACCAUCCUUACAGUCAAGAGUUAUACUCCUGUCAGCAUCACAAAGGGAUGCUGAGAGUCUGUUUAGAGAUGCAAAGAAUCUGAAUCUGACCACAGCAGGAUAUGCCUGGAUAGUGAGUGAGCAGGCCCUGGAAGCCUCUACCAUUCCUGUUGGUAUGCUUGGUUUGAAGUUGUCUAACAGCACUAACGAAGAUGUCCACAUCAGGGACAGUGUACAAGUUAUUGGUAAGGCCAUGCGACAGUUCUUCGUUGACAACAGUGACCUACAGAACAUCACCGACACACCCACAGAUUGUCGCAGUGCAGACAACAACUGGCAGAUUGGCCGCAAAAUACUAGAGGCACUGAAGGCUGAGAAGUUGGAGAAGGGUCACACAGGACAGGUGAGCUUUAACGAGGAUGGCGACCGGGUCAACGCCGUUUACUUCAUCAGAAACAGCCAGCAGGACAAAGUCAGCAUGGUUGGCUACUAUGGCAACAAACAGGCCACAGAACCUGCUCUGAAGAUCACAGGUGAAAAUAAGAUUGUGUGGCCUGGUAACCUAAUGGUGAAACCCAAAGGUGUCAAGAUCUCCACGCACCUCAAGGUGGUGACAUUGAAGGCCACGCCCUUUGUACACACAGAGCUUCUGUCAGAGAAAGGUUCCUGUGAGGAAGGCAAGAAUGAACGCAUAUGUUGGAAAGUCAACUCUACAACAGGGGAGAAAGUUGACUACUGUUGCUAUGGUUACUGCAUUGAUAUGUUGAUUGACAUCUCCAAGAAAGUCAACUUUACCUUUGAGUUACAUCUGAGUACUGACAACUCGUUUGGCACACUUACGAGGAGUAACAACAGUAAGAUGAAGACAUGGAACGGGAUGAUUGGAGAACUUGUCAGUGAACAGUCCGAUCUGAUAGUGGCACCACUCACGAUCAACCCUGAGCGGGCUGAACACAUUGACUUCUCCAAGCCUUUCAAGUACCAGGGACUCAUCAUUCUGGUCAAAAAGACCCAGAAGGACUCCAGUCUGGCCUCCUUCCUACAGCCGUUCCAGGACACACUGUGGAUCCUGGUCGGUCUGUCCGUCCAUGUGGUGGCCCUGGUCCUCUACCUCCUUGACAGAUUCUCUCCCUUUGGUCGCUUCAAGCUGGCCAAGAGUGACGACACUGAGGAGGAUGCUCUUAACUUGUCUAGUGCCAUGUGGUUUGCCUGGGGGGUGCUGCUCAACAGUGGCAUUGGAGAGGGAACCCCACGCAGCUUCAGUGCCCGUGUACUAGGAAUGGUGUGGGCUGGCUUUGCUAUGAUCAUUGUGGCUUCCUACACUGCUAACCUGGCAGCGUUUCUGGUGCUGGAUCGUCCCGAGGCCUCAAUUACAGGCAUAGACGAUGCUAGGCUCCGUAAUCCAAAUGAAAACUUCAAAUAUGCCACGGUGAAGAACAGUGCUGUAGAGAUGUAUUUCAAGAGACAAGUGGAGUUAUCUACCAUGUACCGUCAGAUGGAGACACGAAACUACCGCACAGCUGAGGAAGCUAUCAACGAAGUGAAGAAAGGUGAGCUUCAAGCAUUUAUCUGGGACUCAUCCCGUCUGGAGUACGAGGCUGCCAAAGAUUGUGAGCUGAUCACUGCUGGAGAGCUGUUUGGUCGGUCAGGCCUUGGAAUUGGUCUCCGCAAGAAAAGUCCUUGGACCCAUGAUAUCUCUAUGGCAAUUCUAAAACUCCAUGAACGUGGUCGUAUGGAGGAACUAGACAAUAAGUGGAUUCUCAAUGAGAGCACUGACUGCUCCGAGAGUGAACGAGACUCAGCGCCCGCCACACUUGGUCUGACCAACAUGGCAGGUGUGUUCAUGAUGGUGGCCGGAGGAAUUGUUGCCGGUGUGUUCCUUAUCUUUGUGGAAAUAGCAUAUAAGCGUCAUCGAGGACUCAAAGAAAAGGAGCUGGAACUGGCACGGAAUGCUGCUGACAGAUGGAGGGGUAAUAUAGAGAAAAAGAAACAACUGCGGGAAUCAUGGAAUUUCCUUCGAGUUUUGAAAGAAGAAAAUCAAGCUGCAUCAAAUCAACAAUUUGAGGAAGAAAAUGAAACAAAGGAUCUUUGAUUGAUGUUACUAUUUAUAGUUAUAUCAAAUUGUGCAUUUACAUAUAGAUAUCUUAGAAUUGAAAUAGUUGUUUAUACAUACUAACAUAUGUUUGUGUGCUGAUGUCAGUAUUAAAUCCUAUGAAAUGAUAAUUAUAUAGUCUUAGUUCACUAGUAGAAUGAAUAGUUGGUACUCUUCCAAAUAUAUAUUUCACCCCCAAAUGAAACAUUGCUGUUAUUCAAAGAUACCCAAAAAUGUUUUAUUAUAGUUUAACAUAUAAAAAUUUUUUAUAAUCAAAGAUACAUGGGAUGCUGUAUGGUACUGCAAUAGUAACAAAACCUCAGAUCUAACGUAUUGUGACAUUAGAAUUGACCAUGUCCAUCACACUAAACACCUGCUCUUUUAUUGACUGGAUUGGUCUGAAAAUAACAAAAACGCUAUUAAAAAGUAUAUACACAGAUUGUUAUUUGUCAUAAAUACAGUCUAAUUAUACAGUAUAUAAUAAAUAUAAUUGGUCAUAAAUACAGUCUAGCUAAUUAUACAGUAUAUACAAGUUAAUACAGUCCAGCUAAUUAUACAGUUUAUACAAUUUUUAAUUGGUCUUAAAUACAGUCUAGCUUAUUAUACAGUAUAUACAAUUUUUUAUUGGUCUUAAAUACGGUCUAGCUAAUUAUACAGUAUAUACAAUUUUUAAUUGGUCAUAAAUACAGUCUAGCUAAUUAUACAGUAUAUACAAUGUGUUAUUGGUCAUAAAUACAGUUUAAUUAUAUGGUUUUUAUCAGGUGUCAUCACUGAUAACUAUAGUCUAGUUGUUAUACAAGUUAUUAUUGAUCAUAAAUAAAGUCUCAUUAUAUAGUUUUUAUCAGGUGUCAUCACUUAUAAGUAUAGUCUUAUUAUAAAGUAUAUACAAUGUAUUAUUGAUCAUAAAUAUAGCAUAAUUAUAAAGUAUAUAUCUAUAAGUUGUUAUCAGUAAUGAAGAAAUAUAUAUAACAUAUACAAGAUGUUAUCAGGAAUAAAUACAGUCUAAUUAUAAAGUAAAGAUGUUAUUGGUAAUGCAUACAUAAUGUAUAUAAGUUUAUUUUUUUUAUAACAUGACCCAUCUGACAGUGCCCUUUGUGAUUAUAUAUUGCACACCUAAUAGUUCCCUUUGUGAUUUUACAUAUGUUUUAGAUAAUGUCCAUUCCCUGUGUCACUUUUACAAAGAAAUGUUUUGUUCUAUUUAUUCAGAUUGUAUUUUCUAUUAUAAAUGUGAUAUUUAUUUAAUACAUAAUGUUUUAAAUAUCCCAGAUAUAAGAAGUGUUGACAAUUUAGAUGUUAGAUAUUUGGUAUGGAUGGGCAAGUGGUGUGUAUUGUGAGGAGUAUUUAAUAGAGUUGAAAAUGUGUCUAUAUAUAUAUUAUUUUUACAUCCAUUAAGAAAUAAAUAUAAAAAUAUUUCCUACUUGAACUGCCAAUUGCAGUAUGAGAUAUAUCAUUAAUCCAGAGAUAUCACACCCUGUGUUUGACCUACUUUAAUCAAGAGAUCUUGUACCCUGUGUUUGGCCUACUAUAUUCCAGAGAUCUCAAAACACAUGUAAGACCUACUUUAAUCCAGAUAUUGCACAACCUGUGUAUGGUAUUUCAAAUUCAGAUGUUUUAUUUAUUAUCUCACCCUGUGUUUGACCUACUUUAAUCCAGAGAUAUCACACCCUGUGUUUAACCUUCUUUAAUCCAGAGAUAUCACACCUUUAAUCCAGAGAUAUCACACCCUGUGUUUGACCUACUUUAAUCCAGAGAUCUCACACUCUGUGUUUGACAUAUGUAAUCAAGAGAUCUUGUUCCCUGUGUUUUGCCUACUUAAAUUCAGAGAUAUUAUACCCUGUGUUUGCCCUACUUUAAUCCAGAGAUCUCACGCCCUGUGUUUGACCUACAUUAAUCCAGAGAUAUCAAAAACACAUGUAAGACCUACUUUAAUCCAGAUAUUGCACAACCUGUGUAUGGUAUUUCAAAUUCAGAUGUUUUAUUUAUUAUCUCACCCUGUGUUUGACCUACUUUAAUCCAGAGAUAUCACACCCUGUCUUUGACCUUCUUUAAUCCAGAGAUAUCACACCUUUAAUCCAGAGAUAUCACACCCUGUGUUUGACCUACUUUAAUCCUGAGAUCUCACACUCUGUGUUUGACAUAUGUAAUCAAGAGAUCUUGUACCCUGUGUUUUGCCUACUUAAAUUCAGAGAUAUUAUACCCUGUGUUUGACCUACUUUAAUCCAGAGAUCUCACGCCCUGUGUUUGACCUACAUUAAUCCAGAGAUAUCAAACCAUGUGACCACUUUAAUCCAGAGAUAUCACACCCUGUGUUUGACCUACAUUAAUCCAGAGAUAUCAUACCCUGUGUUUGACCUACUUUAAUCCAGAGAUCUCCCACCCUGUGUUUGACAUAUUUAAUCAAGAGAUAUUAUACCCUGUUUGGCCUACUUAAAUUCAGAGAUAUUAUACCCUGUGUUUGACCUACUUUAAUCCAGAGAUCUCACACCCUGUGUUUGACAUAUUUAAUCAAGAGAUCUUGUACCCUGUGUUUGGCCUACUUUAUUUCAGAGAUCUCAAAACACAUGUAAGACCUACUUUAAUCCAGAGAUUGCACAACCUGUGUAUGGACUUCAAAUCCAGAUGUUUUUUUAUUAUCUCACCCUGUGUUGAAUCCAAGUUCUCACACCCUGUAUGACCUACUUAAUCAAGAGAUCUCACACUGCGUGUAUGAAAUUAAUCCAGAGAUCUCUAAACUGUUUGACCUACUUUAUCCAGUAGUACUCAAACACGAUGUGUUUGGCCUACUUUUAUCUAGAGAUCUCGUACCCUGUGUUUGACCUACUUUAAUCAAGAGAUCUCACACCAUGUGUUUGACCUACUUUUAUAUAGAGAUCUCAUACCCUAUGUUUGGCCUACUUUAAUCCAGAGAUCUCACACCGUGUGCUUGCAUGGUCUACUUUAAUCCAGUCUGUUUUAAUCUAGAGAUAUCGCAUCCUGUGUUUGGUUUACUUUAUUCAAGAGAUCUCGCACCAUGUGCUUGGCCUACUUUAAUCUAGAGAUCUCGUACCCUGUGUUUGGGCUACUUUAAUCCAGAGAUCUCGUACCCUGUGUUUGGUCUACUUUAAUCCAGAGAUCUCACACCCUGUGUUUGGUCUACUUUAAUCCAGAGAUCUCGUACCCUGUGUUUGGCCUACUUUAAUCCAGAGAUCUCACACCCUGUGUUUGGCCUACUUUAAUUUAGAGAUUUUACUCCCUGUAUAUGACAAACAUAUAGAUUCUUAGUAUAAGUUUGGUCUCCUCGUACGUGUGGUCACUUGUAACUGCUGGUCACACAUGUACCGCCUCAUCUUAAACCUUACACCACUGGGAAAACCAAGUGUAUCGCUUAUCAAGAUAAAACUAUGAACAGAUACAGUCUGUUUGAAGUAAAUGUCCCUGUCCCUAUGUCCCAUCUCCGAGGAUGUUUGUCAUCAUGUCCCGUCUCCGAGGAUGUUUGUCCCCUUGUCCCGUCUCCGAGGAUGUUUGUCACCAUGUCCCGUCUCCGAGGAUGUUUGUCCCCAUGUCCCUUCUCCGAGGAUGUUUGUCCCCUUGUCCCGUCUCCGAGGAUGUUUGUCCCCAUGUCCCGUCUCCGAGGAUGUUUGUCACCAUGUCCCUUCUCCGAGAAUGUUUGUCCCCAUAUCCCGUCUCCGAAGAUGUUUGUCACCAUGUCCCGUCUCCGAGGAUGUUUGUCACCAUGUCCCGUCUCCGAGGAUGGUUGUCCCCAUGUCCCAUCUCCGAGGAUGUUUGUCACCAUGUCCCGUCUCCGAGGAUGUUUGUUCCCAUGUCCCGUCUCCGAGGAUGUUUGUCUCCGUGUCCCAUCUCCGAGGAUGGUUGUCCCCAUGUCCCGUCUCGGAGGAUGUUUGUCACCAUGUCCCGUCUCCGAGGAUGUUUGUCACCAUGUCCCGUCUCCGAGGAUGUUUGUCACCAUGUCCUGUCUCCGAGGAUGGUUGUCCCCAUGUCCCGUCUCCGAGGAUGUUUGUCACCAUGUCACGUCUCCGAGGAUGUUUGUCCCCUUGUCCCGUCUCCGAGGAUGUUUGUCACCAUGUCCCAUCUCCGAGGAUGGUUGUCCCCAUGUCCCAUCUCCGAGGAUGUUUGUCCCCAUGUCCCGUCUCCGAGGAUGUUUGUCUCCGUGUCCCGUCUCCGAGGAUGUUUGUUCCCAUGUCCCGCUCCGAGGAUGUUUGUCUCCGUGUCCCGUCUCCGAGGAUGUUUGUUCCCAUGUCCUUACUCAUCGAAUGUUUGUCAUCUGUACGAUUUGUACUACUUUAAGAUGCACAGUAAUUAAAAUGUUUGCCAAAA